AUUGAUAAAAUUAACAUAAAAAAAUAAAAAUAAAUAACAUGACAAUUUGUGCGCAGAAAACAGCGGAAUUUACACGAUUUAAAUAAAUGGUUGAACUCCGUGAUUCAAUAUUAUAAUACCUCACACCACGGCAGUGUCACCGGACUAUGAUAGAGUUAUAAUAGGACGUAUUUACCACGUAGGUACCUAUACUACCGUCUACCAUUCAUGAAAAUAUUGAACAUCUAUCAGUGUUUAUAAUCAAUGGAACAACGGGCUACAGCGAUAACAGUCAUCGAGUCGAACGCGUAACUGGAUUUUUUUCAUAUCAAACUCGUUUUUCGAGAUUACCCGCGAAAAGGAUGCCAAUGAGUCGUGGCGUGUUUUAUUAAGUUGAUCAAACACGACACGGCAUAAUAUACGUAUUAGCGUUGGAUACAACCAACUGCGCCAGGCGAAUGAUUUACGAUUGUCGGGGCGUAGGCGGUAGCAGUAACCGAUUAGUAGUAAGACGACGCGACCGGGCCGCGAUUCGUGACGCAGUUGUUGUUAUGAUACAGUUUCAUCGUGUUGAUAAGCGAUAAGCCUCGACCCGACGUCGUCUGUGUACAAUACCGUCGUAACAAUAUUAGGUAGGAACAUUGUGGACGAGCAGACGGCACAGCAGCGCACAUCGGACGGUCUGUUUGUUUUUAUUGUACGCUGUGCCGAGUAAACACUGAAGUCUCGCAUUGCGAUAAGACGACGACCGAGCUUAGAGGUUUCGUAUAAAAGGCAUUUGACGAAGAUGAGAUCUCGUCUAAAACCGUAGUACGAUCCACCGUCACUGAGUUUCGCCCGUCCGUUCGACCGAAAAAUCGCGAAAUCGGUUAGACUUCAUCACCACGCACGUACGUCGCCGCGUUUCGUCGUACACAAAUACAGACGAACGCCUAAAAUCGCAAACUAUCAUAUCGCCGUUAUUUUCCGAAGCCGUUUAGCAAUGGCCGGAAAUCCGUGGUUUAUCGUCGCGUACGUCUGUCUAACGUCGGCGGCGAUCUGCUGCUCAUUGUCGUUGUCGUCGCCACCGCCCAAAGUACGCGUCGAGUCCGGCGAACUUUCCGGUGGCGUAGACCACACGACCAUCACCGGCCGACCGAUUUACGCUUUCCUAGGCGUACCGUACGCCAGUCCGCCAGUCUACAAAAACCGUUUCAAGGAACCACAACCAGUAAAACCAUGGGUGGGCGUGUGGAACGCUACAAUACCCGGCAGUUCAUGUAUAGGACUAGACCAUGGAAAAUUUGAAGUAGUCGGAAGUGAAGAUUGCCUAUACCUCAAUGUUUAUACUCCAAAACUACCCCAAGAAGGGCUGAUAUCCGGUGGCCUGAUGAAUGUGAUCGUGUACAUCCACGGUGGAGCAUUCCAGUUUGGUUCAGGCUUCGGCUACGGGCCCCACUACCUUUUGGACAACGAAGAUUUCGUUUACGUAUCGAUCAACUACCGACUAGGACCUUUGGGAUUCGCGAGUACCGGCGAUGACGUAUUGCCAGGAAACAACGGCCUCAAGGAUCAGGUGGCCGCCCUUAAAUGGAUCCAGCGCAACAUCGCCGCAUUCGGUGGCAACCCCGGUUCAGUGACUAUCGCUGGCAUGUCAGCCGGCGGAGCUAGUGUCCAUUACCACGUCCUGUCACCCAUGUCGCAAGGUUUAUUUAAUCGAGGAAUUGCUGAAAGUGGAAGUGCUUUUUGUGGCUGGGCUAAUACAGAAAAAACUAUUCAAAAGACUAAGGAAUUAGCAGAGUUACUGGGAUGUCCUACAUACUACUCAAAGGACACCGUUAAAUGUCUUAGAUCAAGACCAGCAUUAGCUAUUACAAACGCUUUGAAAAAUUUCUUACCGUGGAAGUACAAUCCUUUUUCACCAUUUGGACCAACUGUUGAAACAAUCGGAACAGAACGAUUUUUAACAGACUUACCUGAAAACUUACCGGCUCAAGAUAUCCCACUGUUAUUGAGCUUUACUCAAGACGAUGGCCUCUAUCCAGCCGCUGAAUUGAUAACACUCGAAGAAACUCUGGUCGAUAUAGAAUCCAACUGGAACGAAAUACUACCAUUCGUACUAGACUACAAUAACACAAUAUCAGAUGAGUCUCUAAGAUCUGAAAUCGCCCAAAAAAUAAAAACAUUUUAUUUUGGAAAUAAUACAGUGUCUGCAAACACCAAAAAUGAAUUCGUUGAAAUGCUUUCAGACAGAUUAUUCAAAGAACCGGUGGCUAGAGCAGCCAGGCAUUUGGCUUCAAUAAAUACAUCGCCAGUAUACUUUUAUGAAUUUAGUUAUAGGGGUAAAUACUCACUUUCAGACAAAUAUUCCAAAACUGGACCUUGUCAAGAAUUAGGAGUAUCACACGGUGACGAUACAAUGUACGUUAUAAAAACCGGAUACGGAAAUCCACACGACAACGUUGAAGACGCAAAAUUAAUUCCAGUUAUGGUGAAUAUGUGGUCGUCAUUCGCUAAAACUGGAAUUCCGGAUGUAGGAAACUCUACAAUAUGGUCACCGGUGUCGAAAAAUCCUUCAGAUCCAUUAAAAUUGAUUAAGAUCACGCAGAACCAAACAUUAGAACCGCAAGAGUACUCAAAUCCCGGAAACCAUACAUUCUGGAGCACGUUGCCGCUAACCGAGUUUCAAGGCGUUAAUCUGCCAGAAAAAAUUAGUCACACCGAAUUAUAAGACAAUCAGAACAAAAUAUUUUCUUAAAGUAGUAAUAUUAUAUGAUUUUACAGCUUUUAUGUUUUAUAAUUAUAUAGGUUUACA
Messenger RNA from Melanaphis sacchari, 2773 nucleotides. Its product is annotated as esterase E4-like. The transcript has 10 exons. The coding region runs from base 962 to 2689 and encodes 575 amino acids. The record is from RefSeq and is a predicted model, not a curated record. Lineage: Eukaryota; Metazoa; Arthropoda; Insecta; Hemiptera; Aphididae.